Malassezia restricta is the source of this 894-nucleotide messenger RNA. Its product is annotated as solute carrier family 25 (mitochondrial 2-oxodicarboxylate transporter), member 21. The record is from RefSeq and is a predicted model, not a curated record. The coding region runs from base 1 to 894 and encodes 297 amino acids. NCBI's taxonomy places the organism in Eukaryota, Fungi, Basidiomycota, Malasseziomycetes, Malasseziales, Malasseziaceae. Gene Ontology annotation, biological process: transmembrane transport. The transcript has a single exon.
AUGACGACGACGGCCACGCCACCGCCGGUGCCGCUGCCGACGUACUACACGCUCGGCGCGGGAGCCGUCGCUGGUAUUUUUGAGCUGGCGUGCCUGUAUCCGCUCGACGUGGUCAAGACGCGCCUGCAGCUCCAGCGCCAGGCGAGGUCGGAUGCGCCCCGCGGCAUUGCGCGCAUGCUCGUGUCGAUCGUGCGGCACGAGGGUCUUGCGACGCUGUACCGCGGCAUUGCGCCGCUGCUGGUGCUCGAGGCGCCGAAGCGGGCGCUCAAGUUUGGUGCGAACGAUGCGUGGGGCAAGGCGAUGCGCCCUGUCGUGCGCCACCAGCGUGUGCGCGCGGUGGUGACGGGGUGCCUGGCGGGCGCCACCGAGAGUCUGAUGGUCGUGCCGUUUGAGCUCGUCAAGGUGCGGCUGCAGGACCGUGCGCAGCGGAGUCUGUACCGUGGCCCGAUGGAUGUGGUGCGGCACAUUGUGCGGCAGGACGGCUAUGCGGGCCUGUACCGUGGUCUGCCGGCGACGAUGAUCCGGCAUGUGAUGUGGAAUGGCGGCUACUUUGGCUCGAUUCCCGCGAUCCAGGCGCGGCUGCCGCGUGCGACGAGCAAGUCGGAGCGGCUGCGCAACAGUCUCGUGUCCGGCACGCUCGGUGGGUUCAUCGGCACGGUGCUCAACACGCCGCUGGACGUCGUCAAGACGCGCAUCCAGAACGCCUCGACGUACUCGGGCGGCACGUUUGCGCAGCUCGGGCACAUCCUGCGCCACGAGGGCGCGGGCGCGCUGUACAAGGGCUUCUGGCCGAAGGUGGUGCGCCUCGCGCCGGGCGGCGGCCUCAUGCUGCUGGUCGUCGAUGCGAUUACCUCCUACGUCCGCGUGUGGCUGGGCCCGCCCUACUACACAUGA